This is a messenger RNA of Chiloscyllium plagiosum (whitespotted bambooshark), 3424 nucleotides long. It is a transcript of the gene trpv6, whose product is annotated as transient receptor potential cation channel, subfamily V, member 6. Gene Ontology annotation, molecular function: protein binding; calcium channel activity. The record is from RefSeq and is a predicted model, not a curated record. Gene Ontology annotation, cellular component: plasma membrane. Gene Ontology annotation, biological process: calcium ion import across plasma membrane. NCBI's taxonomy places the organism in Eukaryota, Metazoa, Chordata, Chondrichthyes, Orectolobiformes, Hemiscylliidae.
GGCUGGCUGCACUGAACUGAAGCUAACUACUUACAAGAUUCCAUCUUCCAGUCUGCUAACAACUGGCAAAGCAAGAUUUAGUUUCUCUCUAAGACAUUUCAUUGCAACAAAUCAGUUGGAAGACCAUUGUUGGCAAAGGUCCUACCCAGUUUUUAGGAGCAUUGAUUCUCACUCUGUGCCUGGAGUCCAGGGACAAAAUGCCAGGGCUCUUCUGGGGAGGCUGGAGGUUGACCUUCCGGAACUGGCUCCAUGGACUGGUGCCAGAUCAGCAGUCUGACAAGGAGUUUGGUCCGGAGGUUUAUGAACUGCAUGUGAGACAGCAGAAGAGGAUCAACGAGUCACUUCUACAUUUUGCAGCCAAAGAAAAUAAAGACCAGGAUAUUUUUAAACUUGCUCAAUGUCCUUCAUUUAACCCUUUGGAAACAGGUAUAAUGGGGGAGACAGCAUUGCAUGUAGCCGCGACGUACAAUGCUAACAGGGCAGCAAUCGCUCUCCUUGAUGUGGCUCCUGAGCUCAUGAACAUUCCAAUCUCCGGCGAGCUCUACGCAGGGGAAACAGCCCUUCACAUCGCUGUGGCAAAUGGGAAUGUGAGUCUGGUGACAGAAUUGGUAAGUCGGCGAGCUGAUAUCGUCACACCUUGUGCAACUGGGACCUUCUUCCGAAAAAACAGCAAGAGUAUAAUUUAUUAUGGUGAGCACGUGUUGUCCUUCGCUGCUUGUGUUGGGAAUGCAGAGAUCAUCCGGAUUCUGGUUGAAAAUGGGGCAGACAUUAGGGCACAGGACUACCUCGGUAACACAGUUCUGCAUGUUCUAGUGCUCCAGCCUAAAAGGCCCUUCAUCCCACAGAUGUACGAUGUAAUUCUGUCCUACGACAAGCCAGAGAACGAGACUGCAGUUGACAUGAUCGUCAACAGGAAUGGACUGACUCCCAUCAAACUUGCAGCGGACCAAGGAAACAUUCAGAUGUUCCAGCACCUGUUGCAAAAGAAGGAACACAAUGUGCAGCGACCCUAUGGCCCACUGACCACCACUUACUAUGACCUCUCAGAGAUCGAUUCAUGGAGUGAUGACCUCUCUGUGCUGCAGCUGGUGGUUUCCAGUCAAAACAAGGAGGCCCUGAAGAUCCUCCGCCUAUCCCCCAUGAAGGAACUCCUCCAGUUAAAGUGGAAUAGCUAUGGGAUGUAUUAUUUUCGACUCCUGGCAUUCUUAUAUCUAGUCUACAUCACCAUCUUCACCUUCUGCUGUGUCUAUCGCCCACUGAAACCAAGGCCUGACAAUGCCACCAGUGAGAGGGACACCACAUUGUAUGUUGAGAGAACACUGCAGGAAAGCUACGUAACUUACGAAGACCGUGUACGAUUAGUGGGUGAGAUUAUCAGUGUGCUUGGAGCAGUCAUCAUCAUUCUAUUGGAGAGUCAUGGCAUAUUGAGGUACGGACCUAAGGAGUACUUUGGAAAAACUGCUCUGGGUGGACCUUUCCAUGUCAUCAAUAUCUGCUAUGGAGUGCUGGUGUUGGCUGUGCUGCCGUUGAGACUGACAUCGACCCCUGGAGAGACCAUCCCCAUGUCCUUCGCACUUAUCCUUGCCUGGUGUAAUCUCUUGUACUUCGCUCGAGGGUUUCGAUUGACGGGACCAUUCGCCAUCAUGAUCCAGAAGAUAAUAUUCGAGAUUAUCCUGCCCUACUUGGUGCUGAUGCUGAUUUUGAUUAUGGCUUUCACAUGCAGUACCCAUCUGUCAUUCCAAAUCUUGGACCCUGCAAAGUGGGAGCGCUUUGUGGAUUUCAGCACCGUCCUCUUCACCAUCUACCUCCUCUUCUUCGGCCUCGUUAACAUGCCCCUCAACUGGGAGGCGAUCCAGCCCGACAUGGCCCGCUUCCUCUACGCAGUGUACACCUUGCUGGCUUUUGCCAUCACGGUGUUCCUUGUCAUCCACAUUAUGGGUGAACUGAUUCGCCAAGUGUCAAAGCGAAACGAUGAUCUCUGGAGGGCACAGGUUGCUUCCACAACUCUACUGCUUGAGCGUCGACUCCCGAGAUGCCUGUUUCCCCGUCUGGGAAUCUGUGGAAAGAAGUAUGGUCUCGGAGACCGCUGGUUUCUUCGAGUGGAUGACAGGAACGAUAAUGCUGCCCUGCAAAUCCAUACUUAUAGUGAAGAGGUGGACGCCAAAGGAUGUGAGGGAGGGCAGAAGAAAGGAAGGACAUCGAAUAAGAAGGAGAGAUGGCAGAGACCGCGCCAGGGCUGGCAGAUGGUGCGGCACAGAAAGAUGGGUCAGAAUUGUCGUGACUUUUUCAAUGAGAGCAGCACUGAGUCCUGCCUCAUCUAAAACCCCAAAGACAGCAAUCCUUCACAUCAUCCUCUUCCAGUGCUGGAGAGCAAUUGCUCAAGAGAUCACAAACAAACCAACAGUUAGUUGGUACUGGUCUUGGGUUUACUGUCUGUAGAUUAUUCAGCUCAAGGUGACCCCACUGAUUUCUUCGUUAAUGUAAAGUAUAAGUCUUUUUUUUUCUUAAGGUGUUUGAGAGGAUCCUAUGCCCCAAUUAUUUAUGUGAGUAUAACCACUCACCUCCAUUACUGAUUGAAUUGGGUUAAAUUCCCGACUUAAUGGAAUUUGAAAAUAUAUUCCGUCAUGCGUAUUUUACAUACCCCCAGGUAACAAAUGCCUGUGCUCACCCCUUGUUCAGAAAAGGGUACAGAAUGCUAAAUGGCAGCAGCAUAUAUCCCUGGUGUUGCUGGGUGAGACACAGUACCAUGUCCAAUCAUUGACGUCCUCAACAUUGAGACUUUAGGUCUAAUUUUAACGUUCCCUGAAGUGACUGAGUUGAAAUCAGACUCAAACUGAACUGGCUUUACGUUACAGAAAGAAAAACACUGUCUCUUUCCUGUAGAUGAGUUUUUUCACAGAGUGACCAUCAUCUCUACUCAAAUUGUCAGUGAGGUAAUGGACUAGAGCACAAGGAAGCGGAAGGUUAAAUUGGGAACCUCCCCUUUCUGGCAGUUCCAAACCACUGCUCAGUUCCCAUGCCACUCCUCCACCCCCACCCCCCAACCCCGGAUUUCUGAUCGGCUUUUACAUAAUCCCUGAGUGUUUAAAAUGAACCAUUCGGGAGACAAGCUCAAAGUCAUGGUGAUCGAGACAGAAGAAGGUAGCUGACCUGUACCUUUAUCCCAUUUACCUGCAUUGGUUCCAACUCCUUCAAUACCCUUCCCUAACAAAAACAGCCAUGAACAUUUCAAUUGAGCUAGUGGAGGUUAAAUUCCAGGUCUCUGCCAUCCUUUCUGGGACCCAUGGGCUUGCAACCUUAGAGCAGGAUUCCUGAAAUGCCAGGAGCUUUGUCCACUGCCUCCAAUGACCCAAACUGGGCAGCACGGUGGCUCAGUGGUUAGCAUUGCUGCCUCACAGCACCAGGGAUUUGGGUUUGAUUCCAG